AUGAAACGUGUUUGGGCGAUAGGACUUCUUUGUGCUCUCCUAGCGUUUGCUGCUGUUAAGGCAGAGGAUGAAGUUGACAUCGAUGGGACUGUGGAGGAGGAUCUUGGUAAAAGCAGGGAUGGCUCCAGAACAGAUGAUGAGGUGGUACAGAGAGAGGAGGAGGCUAUUCAGCUGGAUGGACUGAAUGCAGCUCAGAUCAAGGAAAUCAGAGAGAAAUCAGAAAAGCAUGUCUUUCAGGCUGAGGUCAACCGUAUGAUGAAGCUGAUCAUCAACUCCCUCUACAAGAACAAGGAGAUCUUCCUGAGAGAGCUGAUCUCCAACGCCUCAGAUGCUCUGGAUAAGAUCCGCCUGCUGUCUCUGACCAACGAGGAUGCACUGGCCUCUAACGAGGAGCUGACCAUCAAAAUAAAGUCGGACAAGGAGAAAAACAUGCUCCACAUUACUGACACUGGCAUUGGAAUGACCAAAGAGGACCUGGUGAAGAACCUAGGUACCAUCGCCAAGUCUGGCACCAGCGAGUUCCUCAACAAGAUGACUGAGAUGCAGACGGAGGGCCAGUCUACCUCAGAGCUGAUUGGCCAGUUUGGUGUGGGUUUCUACUCUGCUUUCCUGGUGGCUGACAAGGUCAUCGUGACAUCCAAGCACAACAACGGCACCCAGCACAUCUGGGAGUCCGACUCCUCUGAGUUCUCCGUCAUUGAGGACCCCCGUGGAAACACAUUGGGAAGAGGAACCACCAUCACACUGGUCCUGAAGGAGGAGGCCUCAGACUACCUGGAGCUGGAGACCAUCAAGAACCUUGUGAAGAAGUAUUCUCAGUUCAUCAACUUCCCCAUCUAUGUUUGGGCCAGCAAGACUGAGACCGUUGAAGAGCCCAUCGAGGAUGAUGCUGAGGCUGAGGAGGAACCAGAGAAAGAUGCUACUGAGGAUGAAGCUGAGGUGGAGGAAGAGGAGGAAGACAAGGACAAACCUAAGACCAAGAAGGUUGAGAAAACUGUGUGGGACUGGGAACUGAUGAAUGACAUCAAGCCCAUCUGGCAGAGACCAGCCAAAGAAGUUGAAGAGGACGAGUACAAGGCUUUCUACAAGACCUUCUCCAAGGACAGUGAUGACCCUCUGUCUCAUAUCCACUUCACGGCUGAGGGCGAGGUCACCUUCAAGUCCAUCCUCUUUGUACCUGCAGCAGCUCCCCGCGGACUAUUCGACGAGUAUGGCUCCAAGAAAAAUGACUUCAUCAAGCUUUUUGUCAGGAGAGUUUUCAUCACAGACGACUUCAACGACAUGAUGCCGAAAUACCUGAACUUCAUCAAGGGAGUGGUGGACUCUGAUGACCUUCCCCUGAAUGUUUCCAGAGAGACCCUGCAGCAGCACAAACUCCUUAAGGUCAUCCGUAAGAAGCUGGUGCGCAAGACCUUGGACAUGAUCAAGAAGAUCGCUGAGGAGCAGUACAACGAGAAGUUCUGGAAGGAGUUUGGAACCAACAUCAAACUGGGUGUGAUUGAAGAUCACUCCAACAGGACCCGUCUAGCCAAGCUGCUCCGUUUCCAGACCUCCCACAGCGAGUCAGAACUGGCUAGCCUGGAGCAGUAUGUGGAGCGCAUGAAGGAGAAGCAGGACAAGAUCUACUUCAUGGCUGGCACUAGCAGGAAGGAGGCUGAGUCUUCUCCCUUUGUUGAGAGGCUGCUGAAGAAGGGUUACGAGGUGAUUUAUCUGACAGAGCCUGUGGAUGAAUACUGCAUCCAGGCACUGCCCGAGUUUGAUGGGAAGCGCUUCCAGAAUGUGGCUAAGGAGGGUGUCAAAUUUGAUGAGAGUGAAAAGGCCAAAGAGAAGAGGGAGGCCCUGGAGAAGGAGUACGAACCUCUCACCACCUGGAUGAAGGACAAGGCCCUGAAAGACAAGAUCGAGAAGGCCAUCCUUUCUCAGAGGCUAACCAACUCACCCUGUGCCUUGGUUGCCAGCCAGUAUGGCUGGUCAGGAAACAUGGAGAGGAUCAUGAAGGCACAGGCUUACCAGACAGGAAAAGAUAUUUCCACAAAUUAUUAUGCCAGCCAGAAGAAAACAUUAGAAAUCAACCCUAAACACCCUCUCAUCAAGCAGAUGCUGAAGCGAGUCAAUGACAACGCUGAUGACCAAACGGCCUCAGACCUGGCUAUGGUGCUGUUUGAGACAGCCACCCUGCGCUCAGGUUACCAGCUGGCUGAUACUAAGGCCUACGGAGACAGGAUAGAGCGCAUGCUCCGGCUCAGCAUGAACAUAGACAUUGACGAGCAGAUUGAGGAAGAGCCAGAGGAAGAGCCUGAGGAGCCAGCAGAGGAAGAGGCUGAAGAUGAAGAGGAAAUUACAGAUGAAGAAGAUGAGGAAACGGCGAAAACGGACAGAGAUGAACUGUGAGGCACUGAGUGGGGAAAAGCAUGUAACAAUGGACUGAACCUGGAGUUGAGACCUGGCCAACAUCAAUGUGGCCUAUUUUAUUCUGGGUGGGGUCCCUGGGUUGGGGUUUUAUAAGGCGAGCAUUGUUUGUUUUGUUUUUUUACAUUCCUCAUGACUGUAAAUUUGUUAAUAUUUAACUGACCUGUUUAUGGAAAGAUGCGAUCCUGUCUCUUGAUCGAAUAAAUGUUUCCUGGAAAAAGGAUAUA
Molecule: messenger RNA, 2636 nt
Organism: Myripristis murdjan (pinecone soldierfish)
Lineage: Eukaryota; Metazoa; Chordata; Actinopteri; Holocentriformes; Holocentridae
Gene: hsp90b1
Product: heat shock protein 90, beta (grp94), member 1
Exons: 18
Coding region: 1-2391 (796 amino acids)
Biological process (GO): protein folding
Molecular function (GO): ATP hydrolysis activity; ATP-dependent protein folding chaperone; ATP binding
Source: RefSeq, a predicted model, not a curated record